Dioscorea cayenensis subsp. rotundata (Guinea yam) is the source of this 3145-nucleotide messenger RNA. Its product is annotated as homeobox-leucine zipper protein ROC2-like. The record is from RefSeq and is a predicted model, not a curated record. NCBI's taxonomy places the organism in Eukaryota, Viridiplantae, Streptophyta, Magnoliopsida, Dioscoreales, Dioscoreaceae. Gene Ontology annotation, molecular function: lipid binding; DNA binding; DNA-binding transcription factor activity, RNA polymerase II-specific. Gene Ontology annotation, biological process: regulation of DNA-templated transcription. Bases 278 to 2710 code for a protein of 810 amino acids. The transcript is spliced from 11 exons.
GUUCCCCCUUUCUCCUUCCUCACCACUCACCUUCCUUCUUUGUCUUCUCUUCUUCACUCUCCUUCUCCUACCUCCCUUCCAUGCUUUCUUCUUCUUCUUCUUCUUCACCACUUGCUCUUUAUUCCUUCUCUUAAAUAAAUACACUUCAUAGAUCUGAUUAAAACCUCUUCUUCUUCUUCUUCACUUUUUUUUGUCUUCUGAAAGGAAAAGAAAAAAGAAAGAUCUAAUAGAGAGGUGGUGUUGGGGGGGUUAAAAACUAGAGUUUGGUGGACAAAAUAUGCCAGCCGGGAUCAUGAUUCCGGCAAGACAUAUGCCACCGAUGAUCGGUAGGAAUGGUGGAACUGGUUUUGCUUCUUCUUCUGCACUAUCUCUCGGUCAGUUACAGCCAAACAUGUUGGAAGGACAACAACUCCCACUUCAACACCAGCUUGAGAUGGCACAAACCACCGGAGAAAGUGAGAUGAUUAGAGUUAGAGAAGAAGACUUUGAGAGCAAAUCAGGCAGUGAAAACAUCGAGUGUGCCUCCGGUGACGAUCAAGACCCAAACAAUCGGCCGAAGAAGAAGAGAUAUCAUCGUCACACUCAACAUCAAAUUCAAGAGAUGGAAGCGUUUUUCAAGGAAUGUCCUCAUCCUGAUGACAAGCAAAGGAAGGAGUUGAGCAGGGAGCUUGGACUUGAGCCACUGCAAGUCAAGUUUUGGUUCCAGAACAAGAGAACUCAGAUGAAGACACAACAUGAAAGGCAUGAGAACACACAGCUCCGAACAGAGAACGAAAAGCUCCGGGCUGAGAACUUGAGGUACAAGGAAGCUCUCAGCAAUGCCUCCUGCCCUAAUUGCGGCGGUCCUGCAGCUCUCGGAGAGAUGUCAUUUGAUGAACACCACCUCAGAAUUGAGAAUGCAAGGCUUAGAGAAGAGAUUGAUAGGAUAUCAGGAAUAGCUGCGAAAUAUGUCGGCAAGCCAAUGGUAUCAUACCCGCUGCUAUCACCACCGAUCCCUUCUCGGUCAGGAUUAGAUCUUGGUGUUGGAGGAGGAUUUGGAGUUCAGCCAGGCAUUGGAGGUGAGAUGUUUGGUGGCGGUGAGCUACUAAGGUCUGUAUCGGGACAGCCGGAGAUUGAGAAGCCAAUGGUUAUUGAGCUCGCAGUUGCUGCCAUGGAAGAGCUGAUUAGAAUGGCACAGCUUGGAGAACCACUCUGGACACCUGCAGGACUUGAUAACUCCAUGGAAACUCUGAAUGAAGAGGAGUAUGUGAGAACAUUCCCAAGAGGGAUUGGUCCCAAGCCAUUUGGAUUGAAAUCAGAAGCAUCAAGGGAGACUGCUGUUGUGAUCAUGAACCAUAUCAACCUUGUUGAAAUACUAAUGGAUGUGAAUCAAUGGUCUACUGUGUUCUCUGGCAUUGUCUCGAGGGCAGUAACUUUGGAGGUCUUAUCAACUGGAGUAGCAGGAAACUACAAUGGAGCCUUGCAAGUGAUGUCAGCUGAGUUCCAAGUGCCUUCACCUCUAGUUCCAACAAGAGAGAGUUUGUUUGUGAGGUAUUGCAAGCAACAUUCAGAUGGAACUUGGGCAGUGGUUGAUGUAUCACUUGACAGCUUGCGCCCGAGUCCGGUCCUUCGAUGCCGAAGAAGGCCAUCAGGUUGUUUGAUCCAAGAGAUGCCCAAUGGCUACUCAAAGGUUAUAUGGGUUGAACAUGUAGAAGUGGAUGAUAGAUCAGUUCACAAUAUAUAUAGAUCACUGGUUAACUCAGGCCUUGCAUUUGGUGCUAAAAGAUGGGUGGCUACUUUGGAUAGACAAUGUGAACGCCUUGCAAGUGUGAUGGCUAGCAACAUUCCUUCCGGUGAUAUCGGAGUGAUAACAACACCAGAAGGGAGGAAAAGUAUGUUGAAGUUGGCUGAGAGAAUGGUUAUAAGCUUUUGUGGGGGUGUCACUGCUUCAACAACUCAUCAAUGGACUACUCUCUCAGGAAGCAGUGCAGAAGAUGUUAGAGUGAUGACUCGAAAGAGUGUUGAUGAUCCCGGCCGCCCACCUGGGAUCGUCUUGAAUGCUGCUACUUCCUUCUGGCUGCCUGUUCCUCCAAAGCGGGUUUUCGAUUUCCUUAGAGAUGAGAGCUCUCGCAGCGAGGUACACCACCACCACCACCACCACCAGUGUUACUGCAACUAUUACUAUUCUUUAUUGAUCGAUCAAGCUCCUUCUCUUAUUGAUUUAUUUAUGUAUAUAUAUAUAUAUAUAUAUUUGGUGCAGUGGGAUAUACUCUCAAAUGGAGGUGUGGUACAAGAAAUGGCGCACAUAGCAAAUGGCAGAGAUCAUGGAAAUUGUGUAUCUCUUCUUCGAGUAAACAGCGCGAACUCGAACCAAAGCAAUAUGCUGAUACUGCAAGAGAGCUGCACCGAUUCGACAGGCUCGUAUGUGAUAUAUGCACCGGUAGAUGUCGUGGCGAUGAAUGUGGUAUUGAAUGGAGGGGAUCCAGACUAUGUGGCUCUUCUUCCAUCAGGGUUUGCAAUUCUGCCAGAUGGUCCUCAUGGAGUAGAAGCAGGAGGGAUUGGUGAGGUUGGCUCUGGAGGUUCAUUACUCACUGUUGCAUUCCAAAUCCUUGUGGAUUCAGUGCCAACAGCCAAGCUCUCUCUUGGUUCAGUUGCUACUGUUAAUAGCCUUAUUGCUUGCACUGUGGAAAGGAUCAAGGCUGCUGUUUCCGGGGAAACUGGAGGCCAGUGAAUAACGACGGUAUAUAUGAGAUGGAAAAAGGAGGGACUGGGACUCUAGGGAGUGGUUUUUAUUUGGUGUGGGAAGUCAAGAACGCACCUUAGAUUCUUCUUGUUUUUGUGGUACUUUGCUUUCUUGUGGAUCUCUCUGAAGAGGAGGAUUUGGGAAGCAGAGGAAACUUCAUGGCAAGGGUGUUGGUUCGGGUAUUGACUUUCCCUCUUUGGAGCUUUGGUACUCUUUUAUCUCUUUUCUCAAUCUAUCUAUGUCUCUCUUCUGUUAUUUUAUUUUUAUUUUUAUUUUUCUUUUUAUUACUUAGGGUUUUGUACUUUGAUUGUGAUAAGCAAAGACUGUUUCUAUGUGGGUCUUGCUUUUUGUUGUUUGUUUGUUUGCUUGUCAACCUCAGUUCUACUUGAUCAUGUUGUUAUGUAUGUGUCUCUUUUAUGUGAA